AUGUUGUUGUUGAGUCGAAAAUGGGUAAUAUUUUAUAUUUUUAUGAUCUCCACUAUAACAUUUGCCAGUAGCUCUGAUGAAUUUGAAGAACUUGUCGAAACUGAAGAUGAGCCAAUUCCUCAAGAAUCAGUUGAAGAAGAGGAGAAGGAGAAGUAUCAACCGGCGCAAUUUGUGGCACCGCAUUUUGGCGAACAAUCUAGCAGUCAACCCCUGUUUUUCGACUAUUUUCCAGCGAAUCGAAAGAUUGGCGAGAAAUGGGUUAAGAGUUCGGCUGAGAAGUAUGCGGCAGGAGUUUUGGCGAUUGAAGCACCGAAAACUGUGACACUUGAGGGGGAUUUGGGAUUAGUUGUCAAGACUAAAGUGAGUAGAAAAGGACUAAAUGAAAUUUUCAUGUUUUUUAAGCAAAUGAGUUGAAAUAUUGGUUUCUAAUGUUAUUCAUAUGAUAGAAUGGUCUAAGACGAACAGAAUGAUAUAAAUUUUGACGACUUUGGGUAACUCAUAAGUGAUUUAGGGAGUCUUGAACGAAAAAUUCGACUAAACCUCGCUAAAUCACUUAUGCGUUACCCAAAGUCGUCAAAAUUUAUAUCAUUCUGUUCGUUUUAGACCAUUCUAUCAUAUGAAUAACAUUAGAACCCAAUAUUUCAAAUAAUUUGCUUGAAAAACAUGAAAAUGUCAUUUAGCCAACUAUAUUGCGGAGGGAUUUUGACAAGAAAUUGCAGAACUCAAUUGCUGAUAUAAGCUAUGACGUGGCAAAUUUUGGGUUUUACAAGGCUAUAACUAACUUCAAAGAUGAUUUAUGAAGAUCUGAGGUCAUAGGGUUGUUCAGCGAAGCCUAUUACCUAGGAGGCUUGCGAUCGAGUAAAAUUAUGUUUGCGACCUUCCUGAAUUACUCAAGAGGCUUGAAAUAAGUGAAAUUAUGUUCGAGACCUUCCAGAACACAUAAUUUCACUUGAUUUGAAGCCUCUUCAGUAAUUCAGGAAGGUCACAACAUAAUUUUACUCGAUCGCAAGCCUCCUAGGUAAUAGGCUUCGCUGAACAUCGCUAUGACAUCAGAUCUUCAUGAAAAUCACCUUUGAAGUUAAUUAUAGCCUUGUAAAAUCCAAAAUUUGCCACGUCAUAGCUUAUAUCAGAAGUUGAGUUCUGGAAAUUCUAUUUGGCCUAUAAUUCCAAUGAAAAAUCUUGGAUUUUUCACGGAUAUUUCAGGCCUAUAUAAGGUAGAUCAACUACUUCACUCGCGCAAUUUUGAGUGUCAAAUUGUCUCGAAUUUUAUGUUGAUACAUUCGAUUUUCCAGGCUCGCCAUCACGCAAUCGCUGCCAAACUCGACAAACCCUUCAAUUUCGACGCGACAAGCGCGGAUAAAUUGGUGGUUCAAUACGAUGUGAAAUAUGAGGAGGGACAAGAAUGCGGUGGUGGAUAUUUGAAAUUGUUGAGCGAGGGAGCUGAGAAGAAUUUGGCCGAUUUCCAAGAUCAAACUCCGUAUACAAUUAUGUUUGGACCGGAUAAAUGUGGAUCGAAUGGAAAAGUUCAUUUGAUUUUCAGAUAUAGGAAUCCGAAAAAUGGAUCGAUUGAUGUGAGUGGAAAAUUGAUCAUACUGAUGUCAAAAAUUGCCAGAAAUCGAGCAAUUUCUGGAGCUUGCAGCAAUUUUCAUUAUGUUCUCAAAAAUCAAUUUUUAUCACUUGGAUAAUGAAAUGGUUUAGAAAAAGAAGUAAAGCACAUUCUAAAACUCUAUAAAAAUUUAAUUUUUGGAUUUAGAAUGUGCUUUACUUCAUUUUCUGAACCAUUUCAUUAUCCAAGUGAUAAAAAUUGAUUUUUGGGAAUAUAAUGAAAAUUGCUCCAAGCUCCAGAAAGUUCUCGAUUUCUGGUGAUUUUUGACAUCAGUAUGAUCGAUUUUGUAGAUUUUACUAUCUCAAAUCUAAUUCCAGGAAUACCACGCGACUCAAUCCCCAAAAACCGGCACAACCUAUUGGGAUGAUCACAAAACCCACCUCUACACUUUCGUCUUCAAACCAAAUGGUGAAUAUAAUGUGAAUGUUGACAGCUCAACCUUGUUCUAUGGAAAUAUUUUGAAUGACGUCAUUCCACAUUUGACACCACCAAAAGAGAUUUUCGAUCCGAGUGAUGUGAAGCCAAGUGAUUGGGAUGAUAGGUAUGGGUUUUUGGUCGAGCGGUGGAGCCGCGAGUGUAGACCGCAAGCUUCCGCGUCAGCGGCACUAUCUUCCGCUUUAGCGGAUUACUAUGAAAUGCAUAUUUGUAAGUUUAAUCCACGUGGCCGCUAAAGCGGAAGACAGUGCCGCUGACGCGGAAGCUUGCGGUUUACACUCGCGGCUUCGCUGCUCGAGCGGAGCAAGUGUAAACCGCAAACUUCCGCGUUGCGGCACUGUCUUCCGCUUUAGCGGCCACGUGGAUUACUAUGACGUGGAAACCAUAGGAGUUCUAAAAUUCUACGUCAUAGUAAUCGACGUGGCCGCUAAAGCGGAAGAUAGUUCCGCUUCAGCGGCCACGUGGAUUACUAUGACGUGGACCUGUAGAUUCCAAUGGUUUCCACGUCAUAGUAAUCCGCGUGGCCGCUGAAGCGGAAGCUUGCGGUUUACAUUCUAAGCUUCCGGGAUCUGAAUUCGCAGAUUUACAACAAAAUCUCCUGUUUUCAGAGCUGAAAUUGAAGACGAAACCGCUUCGAAGCCAGAAGAUUGGGACGAAAAUGAGCCGAAAGAAGUUGUUGAUGAAAAUGCGAGCAAACCAUCGGAUUGGAAUGAGGAGGAAAAUGAAUUGAUUGCGGACUCCGAAGCAAUUAAGCCAGCUGAUUGGGAUGAAGAAAUGGAUGGAGAAUGGGAACCGCCCAUGAUUGAUAAUCCAUUGUGUAAAGGUAUUAGUGGAUGUGGAUUGUGGAAACCACCGACUAUUAAGAAUCCGAAGUAUAAGGUUGGUUUUUUGAAAAUUGCAGAACUCAAUUGCUAAUAUGAGUUAUGACGUGGCAAAUUUUGGAAAAACAGUGAAUUUUUCCCCGAAAAUUUUGUGUUUCUUUAAAAAAAUUCCAAAUUCUCACUAUUUUCCAACCUAACAUUCAAUUUUCAAGCAUUUUUUCAGCCCAGAUUCCAGAAACAGUGAAAUUUUCAUGGUUUUUCACUAUUUUUCAAGCUGAUUAAAAAUUUUGAGCAUUUUUCAGCUCAAAAUUCAGCAGUUUAGUUAAUUUCUGUGAAAAAUUCCAAAUUCUCACUAUUUUCCAACCUAAAAUUCAAUUUUCAAGCAUUUUUUCAGCCCAGAUUCUAGAAAAAUGAAUUUUUCAUGGUUUCCAAGCUAAAAUUAAUUUUUUUCACCUAAAUAUCAAAUUAGAGCUACUAAAAAUGCACCAAAUUUUUGAAACAGUGAAUUUUUCACAUAAAAUCUUUGCCACGUCAUAACUCAUGUUAGAAGUUGAGUUCUGGAAAUUUUAUUUGGCCUGAAAUUCCAAUGAGAAAUCUUGGAUUUUUCACUGAUAUUUCAGGCCUAUAUAAGAUAGAUCAACUACUUCACUCGCGCAAUUUUGAGUGUCAAAUUGUCUCGAAUUUUAUGUUGAUACAAUCAAUUAUCGAUUUUUGAAACUAUAUGUUAUUCAGAAUCAAUUUUGCUCCUAUAUAGUUCAAAAAUUUGAAAUUUUGACUCUGAAAACUAGAUUUUUCUUCAUUUAGACGAUUUCAGAGCGAAAUCUCUCACUGAUUUAGCCUAAAUCAUAGCCUAAUUAAUUUUCUAGGGAAAAUGGAUCCGCCCAAAAAUCGCCAACCCCGCUUUCAAAGGUGUCUGGAGUGCUCGACUCAUCGAAAAUCCCCAUUAUUUUGAGCCAACUCCAUUUGACGGCCUUACUCCAAUCACAGCUGUUGGUAUUGAAAUGUGGACAAUGAGCGAGAAUAUUGUUUUUGGUGGGUUUGGGGCAUUUUUGGGUUGAAAAAUAGUGAAAAUUUGGAAUUUUCAAAGGAACACAAGAUUUUCUAUGAAAAAUUCACUGUUUCAAAAAUUGGUAAAUUUUUAGUAGCUCUAAUUUGAUAUUUAGGUGAAAAUGAGUUUAAAAAUUUGAAUUUAAGGUUGAAAAAUAGUGAAAACUUGGAAUUUUUCAAAGAAACACAAGAUUUUCUAUGUAAAAUUUAGUUUUUCAAAAAUCUAGUGUUUUUUGAGCUGGAAAUAUUUGUUUAAAUUUAAUUUCAGGUUGAAAAAUAGUGAAAAUCAUGAAUUUUUGAAUAUUAUAAAAUUCACUGUUUCAAAAAGUGUUGAAAAUUUUGUAAAAAUACAAUUCCAGUGAUUUUGUGUUGAAUAACUCUAUUUUUCCAGACAAUAUUUUAAUCACUACAUCAGUCGAAGACGCUGCUGAAAUUGCCCAACAAACAUAUUCCAUCAAAAAAUCGGAAGAAGCCAAAUUAGCCGCCGCAAAUGGAGAAGGUUCCGGAAUCUUGGGAAGUAUUUUCGAAGCGGCCGAAGAGAAACCAUGGCUUUGGGCUGUUUAUAUUCUCUGCCUUAUUCUUCCCGUCAUUUUCUUUGCCGUUUUCAUUUUUGGAAGAAAAUCGAAGCCGGCGCCGGUGAAUUAUGGAAGUAAUAAGAGAAAUGAGGAUGAUGUUACGAAUUUGGGAGAUGAGGAUGAGGAGGAGGAUGAGAGUCAGGUGAGGGUUUUGGGGGAUUUUUUGAGGCUAAAUAAGGCUAGCUUCAAAAAUUUGGAUUUUUUUGAGCCCAAAUGAGCCCCGAUUCAAGUUUUGAGGUUUUAAAGCCUGAAGCCUAAAAUUAGACCUGCAUAAGCCUAGAUCUUGUCAAAAAUUUCUUCAUAAAUUACAUUUUUGAAAAAAUUUGACCUGGAAUUUGUACGUUUCAAGAUUGUUACGAGUAUUUUUUGAGAAUUUUUCUAUUGUUACGAAUUAGAGACAAUGUAAAAAGCAGAGAGCGCAGACAUAAAUGUUUGUAUUUUGUCGAGAAUUUCUCAGUUUUACAUUGUCUUUACUCGAAUUUUUUUGCAUAGGAAAAAUGAUGUUUUUUUACUACAAAAUAUUGAUCUUAAUGAGUGAAAUUUUUCUAGUGGUUACUGUAGUUUUGUUGUGAAAAAGUUUCAAACUGCAUUUUUUCAAGCUACAAAACUAUUCGAAUCAUCCUGAAAUUACAAUUUAGAGCCCGAGUUACUGUAGCUCUCAAAAAUCCGUGUAUUUUAACACCAAACAAGUCUAGGGAUCUAGGGUUACUGUAGAUUUUGUCGCGAAAUUUUGGGAUUUUCGAGAUUCCACGUCAUAGUAAUCGACGUGGCCGCUUGGAAAAUACAUUUUCCUCCCAAAACUCUUCUAAUUUUCAGCCCGGACCAUCUGGAACUCAAAACAUCGCAGCUUCUCCAGAAGAAGAUCAAGAAGACGAAGAUUUGGAAGAGAUCCCCGGAGAUGUUCCACAACAAAAAACCGCCGAAAAUUCGUCAGCCGAAGAAGAUGUUGAAGUUAUUGCAACUGAGGAAAUUGUUGGAAAAAAGAGCCCAAAACAAACUGGAGCCAAAAGACGUGUUGCAAGAAAAGAUUAG
Molecule: messenger RNA, 5516 nt
Organism: Caenorhabditis angaria
Lineage: Eukaryota; Metazoa; Nematoda; Chromadorea; Rhabditida; Rhabditidae
Source: the annotation of a GenBank genome assembly